Poecilia reticulata (guppy) is the source of this 5234-nucleotide messenger RNA. It is a transcript of the gene rnf150a, whose product is annotated as ring finger protein 150a. Lineage: Eukaryota; Metazoa; Chordata; Actinopteri; Cyprinodontiformes; Poeciliidae. The record is from RefSeq and is a predicted model, not a curated record.
UAAUCAAUUUUAGCGAGAAACGUUCUCAUUUUAACAAGAUAAUGCUCAUGUAUACAUUUUCCAGCUUUCACAGUUAAACGAUUCCAUACAUUAAACAUUGUCAGAAAAAAAAAGGACAGUCCGUUCAUUUAAAAGAUCGCACACUGGAUCGGCUCAGUCAACAAGAGUCCCUCCUGAGAGCCACGCCCACCAGCUGACGCUGAACAACAACACAAUGCACACCCCUCUCUGAGAUGCUCCGUGGCUGCUUCCACGCAAACUGCCACUCUGUCAGCCUGUUGGAGCCGGACCUCGGACAUCAUGGAGGUUUUCAUGUCUUUUUAAAGUCACUUCCCUCUGAAGCAGUUGUGAUGCGAGUUUAGCCCUGAACACGCCAUCUGUCCGUCCAUCCAUCAGCCGAACCAUGGCUCCGUCCCUCCUCCGAGCCUGCCGCAGUCUGGCUCUGUGGACCUGGCUGCUGUCCUUCUGCUUCGUCCAGCUGCUCUGCCUGGACUUCACGGCCGCAGAGAAGGAGGAGUGGUACACGGCCUUCGUCAACAUCACCUACCUGGACCCUGUUUCCUCGGAGGUCCGGACGGAGAAGACCGAGUGCGGCCGGUACGGAGAGCACUCGCCCAAGAGACAAGCCAGAGGUCGGGUUCUGAUCCCCGGCCUCCCGCAGGACAGACAGGGCUGCGACCCGAACGUCCGCUUUCCCCCGGUCCCCCAGAACACGGCCUGGGUGGCGCUGGUGGCUGAGGGAAACUGCACAUUCAGGGAGAAAAUCCGCAACGCCGCAAACAGCAACGCGUCUGCGGUUGUUAUAUACAACAGUGCCAACGACACCAUCACGAUGCCCCACUCAGAUACAGGCGACAUCGUGGCUAUCAUGAUCCCUGAACCUAAAGGUCGGGAGAUUGUGAAUUUGCUGGAGCAGCGCUUUGUGGUGGUGAUUCACAUCAGUGUGGGAACGCGCAACCUGCAGAAAUAUGUGAGCAGAACGUCUGUGGUGUUUGUCUCCAUCUCCUUCAUCGUCCUCAUGAUCAUCUCACUCGCCUGGCUCGUGUUCUACUACAUCCAGAGGUUCCGCUACGCUAACGCACGAGACCGCAACCAGAGGCGUUUGGGAGAUGCUGCUAAAAAGGCCAUCAGUAAGCUUCAAGUGCGCACUUUAAAGAAAGGAGACAAGGAAACUGAACCAGACUUUGACAACUGUGCAGUUUGCAUUGAAUGCUACAAACCUAAUGACGUUGUGAGGAUAUUACCCUGCAGACAUGUCUUCCAUAAACACUGUGUAGAUCCAUGGCUGCAAGACCACAGAACGUGUCCGAUGUGCAAAAUAAACAUCCUGAAAGCUCUGGGAAUUCCUUUCAGUGCUGACUGCACCAGUGAGACUCCCCCAGAUUACGAGACAAGUGUUGGGGGUCCUCUGACCAACCCCAUCAGCGCUGCGAGUGAAAUCACAGUCAACGAGAGUUCAGUGGUGCUGGAUCCUGCAGGAAGGGUGAUGGAUCUGCAUCAACUCCAUCAUUACCAAGAAAUGACGUCGCAGGCAGGACAGAGCCACAUUAUUGCAAGCUGUGAGAACCAGCCCCCGAUGAGCAGCGAUUCAGACACGUCUGCUAUCCUGAGUGUUGAUGCCAGCGUGUCGGAAGCAGACUUUCCUUUGGAGCAGGAGGGCGAUGACGUGAAGUCCAGGGACAAUACAUGUUGAGGAGACAUUCUGCAGAAAAGAUACACAAAAGCAACACAAGGGAUUGAAAGAUUAUUCACGUCUGGUCGUGAAGAAGAUCCAAAAACACUCGGUUCUGUUUCACUGACUAUAAACAGAUUUGUCAUGUUGCUUGUUGUGCUUCAUGGAGACCAGACCAUGACGAACAUCUCUCACAUUGUCAAACCUCAGAGCGGUUUCACGUACUUCAAAGACAAACUGCGACGAUGAUGGUGGAGACUGGACACAACAUGGCCUCCCUAAUGCAUGUGUGCAGCUUCAGUCAGCAUGACAUCGAGGAUCACUGCCAAAAACGUACAGUGCACACUUAGCACUGUGCAAAAGUGUUGAGUCGUCCCUCAUUAUUUCCUUCCAGAUCUAUGUGAUCUGGAUCAUCAGUUUUCCAGAGUUUCUGACGUCUCUUUCGUCUCUUUGCUUAAAUUUUUUCUAUUCCUUGAUGACAUGCCUUUCACAUACUGUUCAUGUGCUGUGGAUGUGUUUUUAGGCCUGUUAAUCAUUCCUUUAUUUGCCCCUUUCCCCUCAUUUCUGAGCACAUGAAAUAUUUAGUAAGACCUUUAGAAACUCUGGAGAAAAACUGAUCUGAACCACAUUUAAAGGUUGCAAGAACUGGAAAGAACGAAAUCAGCAGUGACUGAAGACUUUUGCACAGUUCUGUAGCUCAUAUACCAGCAGUUUUCAGUUCAAAACAGCUGCUAUUAAUUCCCUCACCAAAUUUGCUAGUUUUUGCUGAAAACUUGACAAUUUUUUUAAAAGGUUCCAAACAAGAAGUUAGAAAAUUCAAGCACACGUUCUUCUGAUUUUAUAAAAGUAAAGGUUUUUCUUUUUUUUUUAACUUUCUGUAAAUGCCUGUUAUGGAAAUAAGCAAGCACAACUAGAUCUCUGUGUCAGCCUUUAGAUUUUUGAAGUGAUAUUCUGGUUGCCCUUCUGAAACUGCUGCUCAUUAUUCCAUAACCAGAAGUUAAUAAUCCCACAGUGUCGUGACAGUUCAACAUCACUGUUUAAUUGCUGUCACGUUUUUGCGAUGUUUACGUUUUUGAAUGAAAGCACAGUUAGAGCUCAAAAUGUCCCUGUCACACUUGUUUCCAGCACUUCAACAACAAAAAAAGUGAACUACAAUAAUCAUCAAAAUAUCUUCAGAGUCAUUGUAGACGGCGAUGCUGUGGGCAGGAAGUUCUCUGGCAGCUGUCAGUCUUGCAACUAAUCCGAAACGGCCUCUGACUGAAGACUGUUGCUGUAUGACAGUCUUAUGACUGACAAGAUCCGCUAAUAACUCAAUAUCUGGACAGCUGAGUUGAUUCUCCACGGAAAAGUUCUGGAUGACAUCAUCCGUUGUGAAGUACUGCUAAUCCACCUCACUUGCUUUUACUCUUUAAAUCUGAAAUUUCUGGUUGUUAGAAAGGACUGGUACUAAAUCUUUCACGGUAGUAAAAACUUUUUACAUUUUACCUUUGAGGAUGAAGCAACACAAAAGCACUCUGUUGCUUUUACCCACUAGAGACUCAAAUUCCUCUCAGAAACUGAAAGAGACCAAAAACAUAUCUGAACGAGUGUAUUUUAGGUUUUAUUUGUUUCAGCAGAUCAAAAUUGUGUGACAAUAGAAUUAUGCCAGAUUCAAUUUUAUAAUUAUUUACUUUACAAUAUGAAAAACUACAUUCAAGUUAGAUUUUAGUUAGACAUAUUUUGUUUAGUUUAAUGUUUUGGUUCUCCAAGCAGGCAGUUUUCCAGGUAUCCUUCAUGAAGUUUGAUCAGUUCUUGUUUCUAGCGACUCAGACUUUUCUCUUUGUUUCUGCAGAGUCCUGCAGGCUCUGUUGUAACAGCUGUUUGGGUCGAUUGGUUCAUGUUAUUGCACAUUCCCGUUUCAGAAACCUUUGCCUCCAUUGAAAAAGCCUUUGUUGUUUGCUUUUGGCUUUUUAUCAGCUGACGAUUCGGGAAUCGAAACGUUCUGCUUGGAAAACUUUUCCAACUUACUGCCUAAGAAACUGGAGAUCGUUCUUUUAUUGGUACACCAGCACAUGUACAUGUAGCAGAGAGUUUCAGGAUCAAAAGAGAUCAUAAAUGUCUGAGUAUCAGCUAAACUAAAUCUUUUUGUUUCAAAAACCAGCCAAAUAUGCCAAGUUUCUCACUAAAAUCAUUUUCCUUAUCCUUUAAGAGAACAAUGUACCAGCUAUCCUUGUGAUUGAAUCAAUGCUUAUGUGUUGUUGUUUUUUAAAGAAACACUUUCAUGAGCUAAGUUUGGGUGAAAAUAAUUUAUUUUAUUAGAUUUUCUCAAAUUGCAAACAUGAAACAAAUGCCCAGAAGAGUGAUGGUGCGUCAUCUGUAAGAGAAAGAACUUUACGUAUCAGUUUAUUUGGUAUAAACCGUUUAACCUGUUGCUACCACCCUCCACAUUUAUUCCCAUUCUUGGUAAAGAUAGAAAAUCUUUCACUGAAGUAGCAUAAUUUCAGGAAAAAAUGUGGUUUGUGCAGUUCCAGUUAAAUUAAUCUUUUCCAUUACUGCCUAGGCUGUGAGUGUAGACAAGCCUCUGCAGGCCAUUUCCAGACGGACUUACGUCAUUUAAACGGAAUGUUCUCAUCAAUUUUUAACAUUGGUUAAGAGAAAUGGGUCUCUGUGUAACACAUUUAUUUCCCAUGGGAAAAAAACAUAAACAAAAACAUUAUUCAGUUGUGUGUAUUUCAGAGGAAAUGUUCAGGGUAAAAGUAAUUUGUGACAUUGUUACAACAACCAAUAAUGAAUGAGAAUUUUUUUUUCCUCACUAAAUAAAUUAUAUUAAAUUAAGGGUUGGAAACUUCUGAAAGUGGAGUAAAGUUACUGCAAGUAGAUGUUAAUUUAGCUUAAACCUUUCUUCUACUGAGGGAGGGUAAAGUGUGACUAAUGCUGAGUAGUGAUAAUAAAAACUCAAAAUACAAAGGUCAAACUCUAUAGAAACGUUUCAGGUCAGGGGUCAGCACCCUUUAAAAUUCAACAAGUCAUUUCUGCACUUUUUCCUCCUUCAUACAAUUUAUUCUGAGCUGCGAAACUUUCAAAAAUGAUAAGCCAGUUUCUGUAAUUGUUUUGAGUUUUUGAAUGAAAGUAAGAUUCUUUUUUCUAUUUCAUAUUUUUAUAGAAGUUUUAAAAAAGGAUUUUGUAAGCAUAGGGAUAAUAAAAUCUUAUUAUUACUGCAGUUUGGUUCUUAAAGGGGCGGUAUUAUGUGAAAUCAACUUUUAAAUCAUUAUGUUAUUUCCUCAUCAAAAACAAACCUGGAGUGCUGACCUUGAUUUUUUCAUGCAUGUUUGAGAAAUCUUAUAAUCUCCAUGGCAACAAUUUGGUCAGUGGACUUAGCUCUUCCUCCUAGAGGCAAACUUCCAAGCUUUAACCUCGCAGAGCAGCCCUCCCCCACUCAGCUCCUUCAGACUAGCCAGCAGCUAUUAGCAACACCUGAGCAUUUGCUGAGCCAAUUUUACAAGCUAUUUCUCAGAGCAACGCUGGUAAUUAUGUUGCUAAAGAGUUAAUAGAGGAGCCAUGUUGUGAUGACUUUCUGAAGGCA